GUCGGGAUGUGCAGGUGGUAACGGAAGAAGGAAGAAAAUGUCACAACGUAUUAGGCUGACUGUGAACUUAACGAAGACACAAAUAAGGAUAGACUACAAGAUGGCUUGGUAAAGCUAUGGAGAAUGGCAAUACGAACAGUGUGAGAAACCUUCCUCCAGGAAGGCUGAACAACAUCAGGCAGCAGUUUGAGAAGAAGUCCAACAAUGGGCAUGUUGGACCAGCAUUACCAACCAAAACAUCCAGAGCGCCAAAAAUUCCAGUCUCCAGAGGGGAAGGUGCAAAGUCGCCAAAUGCGACCACGGACUUCAACCAAGAGAAUAAACUGGUACAGGAAUAUGGCGUGGAUAGGUCUACUCCUCCAAUACCACCAAAACAGAUGGCUAUACCACCUAUACCACCGAAAGAAAAUUCUACCGCAAGUAAAAUCCAGCUGUUCAGUCCCCCAGGCAAUAAUUUACCACAGUGCAACAGAGGAGUUACACCAGCAAGUAGGAAUAGCCCAGUGGGGGGUAGUGUGUUGCCUAUACCAAUCAGCCCUAAAACUGUUAUGGCAGAGGCAACUGGCAGCAAGGGAGACCACCAUGAUGUAAGGCAGCCGAAAGCUCUAGGACAAGAAGAUAUCAGCAAAAUGUACGCUGUGGUGAACAAAACCAAGAAUGGUGAAACAUCUACUGAGAAAGCUGCCAGUGGAGCGAGUGCUCCACACACUGCUAAGUUGUUUGAAGGCAACUCACAACAAACAAACAUAACUCCGAAAAAGCAAAAACCUCCAUUAACAGACAAACCUAGACUGUCAAAGAAGCCCACUUUCAGUGACAGUGAAAGCUCGCCAAAGAAAACUGGUGUGCGACAACGGUCCCCAAAACGUCCCGCUCCUGUUCCCGUGAAGGCAAGCCUCAGCUCUCCAGGAUUGAACAGCACAAAAACAAGCCCUGACCAAGCAUUACGCGAUGGAGAGAAAUCAAUCCAGGAAAGAGACGAGAGGACUUCAGCUCCUCCCAGGCCACCCCAGAAACCCCCAAGAACCCAUGCUCACGACAAAUACUUAGAUCCGAAAAUAGCAAAUCUGAAAAUCCGUAUAAGUCCCCGCCAAAGUAUCCAUUCAAAUUCAAGCUCAAGUAAACAGGAUGUGGCAGUGGCGAAUACAACGAAAACAUCCCUUCAUCACAGUAAAGACCACAGAAAUCAGGCAUAUUCUCAAAUGGAUAUAGACUUUAGUGACACAAGUUUAGGGGAUGAAAUUAACAGGCGGCCGAGCAGACCCAAGCGACCUCCUCCCCCUAGGCCUAAGUCUAGCCCAUCCUUUUCAUCGGUGAAAGGUUUCAGCUACCAGGAGGAUGUGUCCACAGGUCAGAAGAAGAAAGAACGCAGAUCUCCAGUGUUUGACAAACAUGGCAAAGUGCAGCAGCCUGAGAUGGUGAGAAACAUCAUGUACGAGCCCAGUGCAGACUUCCUGCCACUUCCUGUCCUCAAGCCGUCCCCCAGGCCCAUGCCUGUGACGUCUCCCCCAGGGGUGCACAAUGCGCUGCACAAUGAAAUAAAGAUGGGUCUGCUACCACCUUUCUUCAAAUCUCCUCCUACAGUAGACAGAGGGAUGUUUAGAAGCUGCAGUGAUGAGUGUCUCUACAUGGAGCCCAGUCUCUCUGGUGACCCAGUGUACAUGGAUCCUAUGGAGUCGUGCAGAGUUACUGCCCUUGAUGACACUUAUGCUUCUCAUGAUGUGGAGGUAUACAUUGAUGCUGAUGGCUAUGCUGUUCCGCACAGGUUUAAGAAGCAAGGUGGGCCCCAAUCACCGGGCCCUGGUAUGAAGGAUAAAUUCCGUGGCUUUUUCCAAAUGUUCUCUGAUCCACCACAAGAUCAGGACACUCCUAGGAAUCAGAAGAAGAGAAUUGCUGCUGGUGUGGUCCGAAAGUCCUGGGAUAACCUGCAGGAAUAUGUCAAGCAAAAGGUCAACCAAGCCUUCUCCCUCUUACAGAAGAUUGUUAAGAAGAGGGAAUCAUUUGGGGAAACAGUGAAGGAGAAUCCAGAUAGGCAGUCAAUUGAUAGUGACAGUUUUGUGGAUGUCUCAGAGAUAAUGAGAAGAGUGGAAUAUGUCCAGUCUGUGAAAGUUAAAACAUAUACCAGUGUAAGAAAUGUACGUAAGUUUAUGGACAAGAUUUACCCCCAGCUGUAUGAGUGUGCCAUUAUUGUGGAACUUCAUCGCAAACAGGUGGACGGCAGAUUGGUGAACCAGCCUGAGAUUAAACACAAAUUCCCAGAAAUAGUGAACAUUGCAGAAACCAUUCCAUUAUUCUGUUUUCCUGAUGCUGAACAUAUUAAUAUUAGGUUGUUGCAGCCAAAGAAGAGUGAAUCUUAUUCCUUUGUGUUGACUGAUGCAGAUGGCAGCCAUGUAUUUGGAUAUUGUAGACGUUACACUGUAGUGGAAGAAGGGAUGAAGAAGGUAGAAGUGAUAUGUAUACUGAGUCCUGUCAGCGCCUUCCAGAUGUACUCACAGUUGUUGGAUAGCCUAGAAAGCUGCAGGAAGAUCUCCUUAUAUUCAGCUCAGGAACUGAUAGCGUCAUCAUUUGGCAGACCCCUGCCCAAUCCUGGCAAGACAGUACAGAUCAGGACCAUGACUGAGGAAGGUGAAGUAGAAUCCCUCAUUUUAAAUCGAGCCUUUGACAACAGAUUGGAAAAUGUGAACUAUGAGUGUUUGUUGUCAGUAUUGGGUGUGGAUAAGCUAGUGAAGGUGUUUGCCUCAGUGUUGCUGGAAAGAAGAUUGCUGUUUUAUGCUAGUAAUUUAAGUGUAUUAUCUUCCACCAUUCAAGCAUUGACAGCUCUGCUGUACCCAUUCAUAUGGCAUCACACAUUCAUUCCUGUUCUGCCUCCUGCACUCUUAGAUAUUGUCUGUGCGCCCACCCCUUACAUUAUCGGAGCAUUGUCAUCAGAAAUGGUGAAAGUGGACACACUGCCAGUGGACGAGGCAUUAAUCAUAGAUUUGGACAGCAAAUGCUUGCUUAAAGUCUUUGGAGAUGAGUCAACAAUUUUGCCCAAGAAGGUGCACAAGGCUUUGAAAACAGCUCUCAAUUUGUGUAGAAUUGAGUCAGACAAGCGGUCUCAGAACCUGAUGAUGUCCGAGGCUUUUAUCAGGUUGUUUGUGGAGCUGAUUGGUCACUUUGGGGAAUACAUCCACACACAGCCAGACGGGAAGAAAGUUUUCAAGAAGGAUGAGUUCAUUAACGGAGCCUCUUCAGAUGGGAUUUGCCAGCUGCUUCAGUGGUUCACAGAUACUCAGAUGUUCGAGGUGUUUAUAACAGAUCAGCUGGAGAAAGAUCACCACAGAACUGCAGAGCUCUUCCUUACACGUAUUGUGGAGUACAGGGAAUCGGGUACCGCGCCCGCCUCUAUCAAAUUAAAUGUGAAAGAAUUUGGACGGAAAGUGAAAAACUUUGGGAAAGCCAUUAAAACUAAGCUGACAUAGAAGGAAUACAUUUUAUACUGCGGACAAGAAGACAGAACUGGACACGGUGCAGUGAUUAAAAUGAAGUUUAUCUGUUGGCUGGAUUUCAAAUAAAAUAAAACAGGAAAACUUUUAUGAGAUGGGGAGGUCACUGAGCACAGAAACUGGGGUUUUCUGUUUUUGUGAUGAUGGGAAUCCAAGUUUUAAAUAUUUUGGGGGGGAUUGUAUAUUUAACAGUUCAUAAGGAAUGUUUUUCCCCCGUUUUUUGUGCACUUGUGUGAUACUGUUUUUCCAGAUGUGCUGGUAUAUGAAAAAGCAUUUGGACCAUUUCAUAAAAAUAUGAGAAAAUAAUUCCUGAUUCAUGUUUUAAUAAAGAAGUUCCUCAUUUUUUCUAUAGAAUUUUAUCAAAAUAUCUUAUGUGGCCAAAGAAUGAAAACCAGUGAAGUUCUGUUCAAUUCACAUAAUAAUAUAUCUUUACAUCAUCCAGCAAAGAUGUACAUGUAUUGUAGAGUAAGACCAAGCCAUUAGACAAAGUCAUUAUCAUGUAUAUAUAGUUUGUAAAUAUUUUAUAGUGGUGUGAGAGACAUAUGUUAUUGACAAAUACUUCUGAAAGCAUAAUAAUUAAUUAUUGUUUGUGUCUUUGCCUACCUGUGUUACCAAAGGCAUAGCUUGGAGCUUUAUGUUUCUGUGUUAACAUGAAACAUUUCCUCUGUAAAUUUACUGUACAUUGUAAAUAGGUGUACAGUAGCAUCCAUUGUGCCAUCUUAUUUUUUUGUGUAUGUAUUUUGACGUGAUAGCUUGUUACUUAAUGUACAUUUUUUGACAUUUUGACAUUUAUACGAUAUGUGUGUAAUUCUCAAUGUUGGUUUGUGGCUUAUUUGUUAAGAUUUACAACCUUUUUUGGGCUCUACCUUGUAUACACCUGUACAGAUUUUUAAGUGUAUAUCAUAAUAUAUUUUAAAUGUUUUUCUCUUUCACAUCGUUUAUAAUCAAAAUCAGGAUCAAUUUAUCUCACAGGUAUUUAAUUAUUUUUUUUGUGUGAUAAGGAAUGUCCACAAGUGACCACAGUUACAAAGUUUAGCUUGGAAACAUUGCCAGUGUUAUUAAGCUCAGAAUUCAUUAGAGAACUGGAUUUCUGUACCAUAUUUUAAACUGUCUCUACACCUGAAUGUGCUAGCUCUGGGUGGGUAGGGUUAAGCCAUGAAGAGCUACUGGAAUAAGGGAUGCCCAAAAUUAUUAUUUUACCUCUGUUUUAUAGAGAUUAAACAAACAUUGGCUACCAUUUCUAGCCUCAGCAAAGCAGCUCUUUCAGUUCGUCGGUCAAGGGGUCAAAUUUUGGACAUCCUGUCUUUUUCAUGGGCCUUUCACUUAAUGAGGGGACUGAGUGCAGGACAUGAACUUUUUCGCAGGAUGUGAUUGUGGAUAUGCACUUGUGAAAGCAGUUAUCCAUGCAGACAAGAUGGAAGGCGUUAAUAUCUUAAUAGAAAAGCAGAGAAACUUUGGAUGAGCAAAAUUACAUGUACAAACAUUACCAAUAUCUAAAGAAAAUAUAUUUAGAUCAGGUUUGCAUUGAUUUACAACACAAUAACACACAUGGGAUUUAUGAUUGUAGAUGCCCUACAUGUGUGUAAAUUACAAAUUUAAUAGAGGGGGAGGGGGGAGUGUUAGUAUCCCUGUUACAGUGAAUGUCUUAGUACUUCAUGUAUUCAGCUGAAGUUUCUCCCACAGGUCACACAUUCAUUCCAUUGAUUAUGAUGAAAAUUAAUAUACAUGUAGGAGUAUGUUUUUAUAUCGAAAUUCUGUUCACUAAUUUAAAAAGAUCUGUCAGUUACUGAGAAAAAUAUAAUGUUCUGCCCAGUGUGUGUAUAAUACAUAUAUUUCCACAUAUGUUUUAUUAUUACAUUUCUUCACUAUUGCAAUUCAAACAUGAGAAGUAUCCAUACUGGUCCCAAUUUUUGUAGACACACACAUAUUAUAAUUCUGUUCCUACAGAUUUUACGUAGGAUAUUUUGUUGUAUGUGUAAAGUUCCUCUAUCUGCUGUUGAACUGUUUUUGUACUUUGUCAGAAUAGGAGCAUUCAUCACAAAUUUACACUUUAGCAGACUUAAUUGUUUUCACAUGACAUAUAAGCACAAGUAGAGAGAACAUUGUGGUUAGUGAAAUUCCCAAUGUUAUUUAUUUAAUACAUCUUGCUGAAAUAAAUGAUGCAAUUGUUUUUUUUUUUUUUUUCCAGUAUAAUGAAAACAUCAUUAUCAAAUAGUAUGCACAGAAGAUUUAAACUGGUCUUUAUUUACAGAAAUGUACACAUCUCACAAGAUCUGCAAAGUGGUAACAAUUUGGAUUUUAUGUCUCGACAUUCACACAUGAACUGGCAUAGUGAUCUAAGGUGUUCUUACUGAAGCCCACAAACUUUUUACAGAGCUUGUCUGUCUCUCUGUCUGUCUGUCUGUCACACUUUGGCUUCAAUGCAUUAACUCCUCCAAAUUUCGCCUGAUUUUGAUUAAAUAUGGUGUGUGCAGGUGAACAAGUUUGAACACAUGAUCAAACCAUGCAUAUAUAUGUAAUGUUUGCAUGUUUAACUUUAGUUCCUGUGCUGUAACUGCUACAAGUAUUGUCCGGUUUAUUAAAAUUUUGUGUGUGGAUGUAUUUUUGAGAUGUUUCAAAACCAGCUUGUUCUAAGCAUACGUGUGUAUAUGUUCCAUGUGUAUUAUGGGAUGUAAAUGAUCUGAAUUUACUAAAAAUCAAAUUCAAUCAGCUUGGGCCUUACUUUGGAAAUUCCAUCAGCCUUACCCAGGCUGUGCUGAGCUCCCCCUAUUCAUAAAAUAUUGUCGACUACUGCAUAUAACACAUUUCAGUAAAGUAUUUAUUUGAUUGGUGUUUUAUGCCAUACUCAAGAAAUUUUCACUUGUAGGACACCGGCCAGCAUUAUGGUCGAAGGUAACUGGGCAGAGCCCAGGGGAAAGCCACGAACAUCGGCAAGUUGUUGGCAGACCUCCCCACGUAUGGCCGAAGAGGAAGCCAGCAGGAGCUGGACUUGAACUCCCGGCCACUGCAUUGGUGAGAGGCGUCUGGGUAAUUACGUUGUGCUAGCGCUAACCAACUCAGGCACGGAGGCCCCUCAUUUCAGUUAACUAUGUAAAUGACGAAUACAAAUGUGCUCGACUGAGUGAAGUCAUUGCAUCUCCAAAGCAUUGAACUUGUCUUUGUGACUUGCUUCUAUAGUGCAUUUGUUAAUCUAGCAUUGUAUUCCCUUCUGGUAAAAUUCAAAGCAGAAACUCUUGUUGGUGUAUGUUAAAAUUGUUUUCUUCAUUUGUUUCAUUGACUGGCUGACUGACUUACUGCCAGUGUAAUUCUGCAUAUGCGUUUUGUUAAACUUUAUCUCCAUGAUUUUAAUGCAUUUUGUGGAUGAAACAAUUAUAUUUCACAUUUUUGACGUACAGACUAUAGACUAUGCCUGAUAAUUGUAAAUCUCUCAUACUUAUAAAUCCAUGAAAAUGCUAAAUCCCUGAAAAUGAUGAAUCCAGAGCAGAUUACCCACAAAGCCCACUUCGUCACAGUGUUUUUACCAUACGUAAGUUCGCCAGUCGCUUGCCUGGGUGAUGUGGUUAUCACCCAAGGGCUUCCAUGAAGGUCAGAAAAUAUUGCAUACUUUAAGAGAGUAUGCGAAGAAAUUUUUUUUUAAUAGCCAAACAUUAUUAUUUGGAUUCCAGUUCUUGACAUGUAAUAAAUGUAAAGGCCAUUCUAUGAAAUUUACAUCCCUUUUCUAUGUGUGUCGCAUAAAUAUCGUAAGUAUUAAUUGUGGGUGAGCAGUAGCGCUUAUAUGUGUGGACAGUAUUUUCAGAUAACGGUAAUGUUCUACCUUGGUGGGUCACAGUAGGGGUCCCAUGUCUUGUAAUGCUUGUAACGAACUAUAUAUAGUUUAUAUAGACCAGGUUCCCUCACUGAAGAUAUAGUCACCUGAUGGUUAAGUGGUGAAUUUCUCAUGCUUCAAAACCGGAUGUUUUGUGAUGAUAGAAUUGCUCAAGCCAACAAAGAGAUACAUUGUAUAUAGGUAAAUAGUUGUUAAUACUGAUAAAAUAAUUCUUCAUUCCCAUGACAGAACACGUGAUAAAUUGACGUGUCAAUAGUUUGAAAAUUGCUGUAUUUUGAUAAGUUUUUUUUCCAUAACAUAGAUUUAGCCACGAAACUGUACAUAGAGUACAUGUUUGUGUUGUAGAAACAGAUCGUGUUGUUUUUUGUAUGCUUAUACAGGCAGACGUCAGUUUGUCAGAUUUGUAAUGCUACGUUUUAAUGCUAAUGUUAAAAAUAAUAAUAAUAAAAUGAUACU
Molecule: messenger RNA, 7767 nt
Organism: Liolophura sinensis
Lineage: Eukaryota; Metazoa; Mollusca; Polyplacophora; Chitonida; Chitonidae
Product: DENN domain-containing protein 2A-like
Exons: 19
Coding region: 117-3461 (1114 amino acids)
Source: RefSeq, a predicted model, not a curated record